AUGGUAUUAAACCAAACACCCCGUGUUUUUACCAUUGUGUUUUCAAGUCAUGUAAAACAGCAGGAAAAGGGUUCCAACCACGAGUUCUACCAGCUCCCAUUAAAUCGGUCGAGACCGAAAAAGCGAGAGGUGUGGUACAGAGAAAGGGCAAGAGCACUCAUGGAAGAAGAUAUCUUUGAAGGACUUCCACCUCCUUCUCAUCAACGAGAGAAGGGGCAAGAUCAAUUGGAACUGAAGGGGCACUCGGAACCCUUAACUAACAACAAGGAACCAUCUCCAAUUCCAGUCCUCAAAAGCGCACUCAAGCGACCUAAUCCCGCCGGUUCCAACCCUGAAGCUUCAGCGCCAAAAAAGUCAUUGAGGUUUAAAACAACAACCGAUGCUUCUGAAGCUCAAGUUAUAGAGGCCAUGCAAAAGAUAGCAUCGCAUAUUAAGAGCCCCCCAAAAUUUCGUAAGGCUUCAAAGCUCGCCAUACAAUUGAUUCAGGCAAGAAGCGUGAAGCCUGGAAGUAGUGAUCACUUCUUUGCCUUGCUAGAGGCUGCAAUGUCAUCGCCCACAUCUUGCACAGAUCCUUCAGUGCGAGCUGAUUAUCAUGCAUUAUUCUCAGCCGCACAAGAUGCAGUUGAAUGUUUUGAUAUUAGGCAGAGGAAUUUUUUCUCUACAUGGACAAUUAGGGCUGUUGUUGCAAAUGAUUUACUCACGGAUGACAGCUUUGUGUUCUCAAAAGCAGCUGUUAGAAUUAAAGAUGUCAUAUCCAAUCUUCCAACUGUAACUGAUGAUGACGACAUUGAAGAAGAUAUGACCCUAAAAGAUGAGACAGGGAUAACAGACGGAGUUGGCCAAAAGGAUGACAGAUCUUUGGUCACUCUGGCUGAACAAAAUAACAGGGAUGAAUCUGAUCCAUUUGGGCUUGACGCUUUAAUUCCUAGUGCCAUGAAGAAAAAUAUGAGAGCCAAGGAAAACAAAGACACAUCAGCCAAGACGAGGGAUGAGGAGGAGGAAGAGAAUAAGAGAUUCCUAAAGUCACAGAGAGAAUCAUUGAUUACCUGUUUAGAGAUUGCUGCACAACGUUACAAAAUUCCAUGGUGCCAAACAGUUAUAGACAUCUUGGUGAAACAUGCCUUUGAUAAUGUUGUGAAGUUCACUUCUCCGCAACGGGAUGCCAUUGAAAAACUUUGGGCUUCUGUACGGGAACAGCAAAUGCGGAGAAAGCAAGGAAAAACUGUUACUGGGAAACUCGAUGUGAAUGCAUUUGAACGGCUUCAGCAAAAAUAUGCUAAUGAAAAAAUCAGCAUUAGAAAUGCCGUUGGGGGUGGUGGGGAGCGCCGGGCACAACAAUGGCUUGGUUGAUACCUCGUGGUUUAGAUUGUAAGAACCGACUCUAAAAACAAAUGGAAUUGUUCUGUGAGCGCAAGUGUUUUCAUUGUCAAGUGCAUAAUGUUGAAAGGAUUAUUCAGUUGAACUUUUUGGCUAAUAUUGUUUAAACAGCCAUUAUACCUUGGGUUUAAUGAGUUUACCAGAUGAUGCUAGUCGUGAUCAAGAAAAGGAGAAAAGGCACUUGCUUCUCUUUUGCUUUUGUUCCUCUCUUUUGCGGGACCCAUUGUACAUUUGGAGUGUUA
Molecule: messenger RNA, 1619 nt
Organism: Tripterygium wilfordii
Lineage: Eukaryota; Viridiplantae; Streptophyta; Magnoliopsida; Celastrales; Celastraceae
Exons: 5
Coding region: 1-1350 (449 amino acids)
Source: RefSeq, a predicted model, not a curated record